AUGCUUGAAAUAAUUAAUUCAAUACCGGAUCUGGAUUUUGACUUUGUCCCAGCAUUAGAAUUAAAAUUUUGGCCAAAAAAUAUAGAGCCAUUUUUGAACCGUCUAAGACAAAAUCGUCCCGAUUUAUAUGAUAAAAUCUGUAAAACGUGUAUGUACUUGGUGGCAAAAGCAUCACCAAUAUCAUCAGGUAAUUAUAAAGAAUUUGAUUUCAGAUAUUCAUUUUCAGCAAUUGAAUUAAUAUUAGCUGAGGGACGUACAAGAAAUGAAAAAUCAUUAAAUAGUGUCGCAAAAAGUAUCUAUUAUAAAUAUUUAUAUAAAAAAACAGCAUUCCAAGGAGAUAGAGAACAAUAUAUUCCAUUGUAUUUUGUUAAGACCACAAUAUUUUGGAUGUGUGAACAAAAACAUCAUGAGUUGAAUAAAAUAGAAGGAACAAAGGAUGAAGAAAUUGAGAAGAAAUUGGUACUAGAAUGGAUUCAAUAUAUCAUCAAAUUAUUAUAG
Didymodactylos carnosus is the source of this 498-nucleotide messenger RNA. The record is from the annotation of a GenBank genome assembly. NCBI's taxonomy places the organism in Eukaryota, Metazoa, Rotifera, Eurotatoria, Philodinida, Philodinidae.